UCCUGGUGAGGCUCACAGGCGAGAUGUUUUCUUGGGGAGAAGACUGUCGGCGAGGCUUCUGUCUGAAAGGAGACCCCGUCACAGAUGAAGGAGUUCAUUAUUUAAAUUUUAGUCAUAGGGUCACGGAUCUCUCAGCAGGUCGCAGCGUGCUGGCUUUCCUUAAAAGUAACGGGAACGCGUUCAUUUUGCGCACUGAUGAGAGCAAAGAUGGAAACAGAGUAAGAAGAAAACAGAAGUUUGUGAAGUGUAAGGAGAGGAUUGAGGCAGUGAGCUGUGAAGACGAUGUAGUAAUGCUGCUGUCUGAGAAAGGCUCUGUUUUCUGUGUAGACACGACCCACACCCCGUACACACCAAGGAUAUUGGACGCUUUUUCUAACAUACCAGUUGCACAAGUUGCUUGUGGGAGCCAGCAUUCAGUUGCUCUGACAAAAGAGGGUCAGGUGUACACCUGGGGCCUGGACUCCAGGGGUCAGCUCGGACUGGGGAAGAGACAUUCAGGAGAGAGAUCACCUCAGCCAGUCCGAUCCUUGUUGUCCGUCCCCGUGGUUCAGAUCUCUGCGGGAGGAGACCAGAGCUUCGCCCUCUCCGUGUCCGGAGGCGUGUUCGGCUGGGGCAGGAACGACUGUGGACAGCUUGGACUGGGAGACACAAAAGACAUGUACACACCAGCUUGUGUUCAAAGUUUGAAUCUGAAGAAAACAGGAGACAUUUCCUGCGGGAAGGACCACACCGUCGUUUUGACGAAGCAUGGGGCAGUGUUCACAUUCGGUUCUGGUCAAUAUGGACAACUUGGACACAACUCCUUGCGAAAUGAACUCCGGCCUCGACUUGUUGCUGAACUUUGGGGGGCAAAAGUUAUCAAGAUUGCUUCCGGGAGGUAUCACACAUUAGUUCUGACAGACAGCCAAAAGGUCUACUCCUUUGGUUGUCAAACUCAAGGUCAGCUGGGAAACAGAGAAGAAAGCAAUCCAUCUGUGCCUCUACCUGUUUGUCUACCUCGAGUUUCAGAUGCAGUUCAUUCCAGAAUUGGAACCAUCUUUGCUGGAGAAAACUGUUCAUUUGCAGCCUGCUCUUCUGAUGAGGACGUUAGCUUAAAUUCAGACACUAACACAGUCAGCAAAGUAACUCAGCACAGUUUAGAAGUUGUGGUUGAUAAAUGGACGUCUAAAUGUGAUGAAAAGUCAUGGAGAAAGAUUAGGCAGGAAAUCCACAGGACAUUUUUAUCUGCAUCCUGUUUGAACAAAAGCUUCCUUGAAGAAAGACAAGAUAAACAUUUAAAAACCUCGUCAAAGUACCAUGGGCUGAACCUGAAACUGGCCCGACGGCAUUUUAAGAAACUGGUCAAGACAGACCAGUUUGUCUGGAGAGAGGUUGAAGCUGCAAUUCUGCAGUUGCUUCCUCUCCUUGAUAAGAACCCAGUAGGAGUGGAGAGUCUGAGGAUCUUUCUGCUCCUCAAUGAGCUUCUUCAUGUCAUCCAGAAGUACAGAAAGCAGCAGCGCAGCAAGCUAGCUGAGAUGGUCGCUACUGCUGUAGCAAGCCUGUCAAGGGAAAGCCUCAUGGUUUUAGGUGAGUGGUGGUCCUCGCUGUCGUCAUCCACCAUGAAGAGAUUUGUCAGCGUGUGGAGGCAAGCUCUCUGUCUGAUCUUGUCCGAUGAGCAUGCUCCUCGCAGUGAUGGUGUCAGGAACCUGCUUCAAGUUCUUCAGUAUAUGUACAAUGUUAACAGCACGGUUUCUGAGUCGCAAAGGCUGCCAGAAAGUGAUUUUUAUGUGAUGAUCGAAAAAAGGUUUCUCUUCAGAGAACUGCAAAUCUGGCGUUUAAAAUCAAAACGCAGGUAUGUGCGUGAUGAGCCACUUGUUCUGUGCAACUUCCCGAUUGUGAUGGAUCUGCAAACAAAGACAAUGGUUUUUAACAUGAAUACUUAUCUCACCCAGGUGGAGUUUUGGUUGAGUAUUUUGAACCAGGUGUUCAUGGAAAUGUUAUCUCCCUACUUGGAACUGCACCUAAACCGAGCGUCUGUGUUAAACGACACAUUUGAACAGCUGGCUGAGGCUGAUCAGAAAGAUUACAAGAGAAACCUUGUGGUGAUUUUUGAUGAGAACAAUGAAAUUGAUCCUGUCUACGUAAAAGACUUUUUCCAUGAAGUCUUUCAUGAGUUGAUGUCUGCUGAAUCUGAGAUGUUCAUGUUCAAUGACUCCAAAACACUGGCGUGGUUCUCCUCUGAAGCUUCACAGGAGGACCAGCGUUUCCACCUGUUUGGGGUUUUGUGUGGACUGGCUUUGUACAACAAGGUGAUCAUUUACUUACCCUUCCCACUGGUGCUGUUCAAAAAGCUGCUUGGAGUGAGGCCUUCACUGGACGAUUUGAAAGAAUUCAGUCCAAGUUAUGGCAAUGGUCUGCAGUCCAUCCUGGACACAGACGAAGACCCAGAGGAGAUGUAUUUUACAAUCCCAUGGGAUGGAACUGAGAUUGAUCUUGAUCCUGAAAAUCCUGACAAGCCAGUUACCAACGAAAACAAGAGAGAGUUUGUUGACGCCUUUGUGAACUAUGUCUUCAACACGUCAGUGGAGGUUGUGUUUUACGAGUUCAAGCGAGGUUUCUUCCAAGUUUGUGACCGGGACUUGGUGAGACAUUUUACACCAGAGGAACUGCAAGAAACUCUAGUUGGAAAGGACUUCUGUGACUGGGAAAAGCUGAAACAGAACACAGUUUAUGAGGGCGAGUACAAUGCCGACCACCCCAUCAUACAGAUGUUUUGGGAAGUUUUCGAUGAGCUAAAGGAGAAUCAGAAGAACACCUUUCUGUGGUUCGUCACUGGGUUUGAACGGGUUCCGAUCCUCGGCUUGGACAAGAUAAAGAUGAUCAUCAAAGUUGAAUCCAUGAAGGAUGACCAGUAUUAUCCUGCGACCCACACUUGUACCUCCACCCUGGAACUGCCUCUGUAUUCAACCAAAGACAUCAUGCAAGCCAAACUAACCGAAGCUCUUAGCAACAAAAGGAUCAGUCAGUGCGUUUGAUUCAGGAUGAAUCCCUGACUGGAUCUUUACUGAGUGAUGCGGAUGUUUUUACUCACGGACACAGCACUUCUCUAACUAUAUGUAUAUAAAGAAAAACAGGUUUUAAACUAAAACAGUUUUAAUCAAAACCUGCAAAGAAAUUGUUACUGUCAUGUUUUGUAACUCAUUGUUAUACUUUAGUUUACAGUGAACCCUCGCUAUAACGCCGUUCACCUUUCACGGCCUCUCUGCUUCGCGGAUUUUUUUGUGCAG
Messenger RNA from Xiphophorus maculatus (southern platyfish), 3266 nucleotides. RefSeq names its product probable E3 ubiquitin-protein ligase HERC3. Gene Ontology annotation, molecular function: ubiquitin protein ligase activity. Lineage: Eukaryota; Metazoa; Chordata; Actinopteri; Cyprinodontiformes; Poeciliidae. Gene Ontology annotation, biological process: protein ubiquitination; ubiquitin-dependent protein catabolic process. The record is from RefSeq and is a predicted model, not a curated record. The coding region runs from base 24 to 3014 and encodes 996 amino acids. The transcript has 23 exons.